AUUUUUAUCAUGAGAUUAUCAUGGGACAGAACUUAUGGCACGACUAUGUACUUGAAUAGCUAACAAUAAAUAGUUUUCCUAUAUCCUCAUCAUCAGUAAUUUCCAAGUUUACACAUUAUGUUUAUUCCACACCUAGACAUAAAUAUCUUUAUGUGCAGGAAAUAUUAUAGAAGAAGAAUACAAUCUAAGACUUAAAGGUAACUAAAGUCAGUAAUACUUGCUGAACAAAAGUACUUGAAAUAUAAAAUAUAAUUACAGCAGAACCAGAAACAAAUUCAAAUUCUAAAAUAUAACUAACUUUUUUAAAAAAUAUUUCUGCUAUGGAUUUUUCUAAUAUUAAUAGGUUAUAGAACUUAGGGGCUAGGUAACUGAAAAAUCACAGUUUAACAUUGGUGUUACUAUUUGGUAUAAUAAGAUGUCUGCUGAAGUUAUUUCUAGUGCAAUGAGUUUGAUUGACUGUUUCAAUAGAGGAUGGCUUGGUAUAAACAAACAGGCACACAGAAUAGAUAUACAAAGUUCUAACAUUUGGAACUUCUUCCGAAUAUAAGAGGGCUGUAAACUAUAAUUUAUUUUUUCUAAAUAUAACUUUGAAAAUAUAAUCCUUGAACCACAUUUAAUUGUUUAAGAGAGUUAUUGUACAGACCACCCCAGAUAGGAAUUCCAUAUCUUAUCAAAGAUUCUACUAGAGCUUUAUAGACCACUAUCAAAUUUUUUUUGCUUAAAAUAUGCCUUAGACUAGAAUCUAGGAAUAAGUUAGCAAGUUGUGCAACAUGCUUGUCUCAUUUGACAUAUCUAUGAAUUGUUAUACCCAGAUAUUUGAUAGACUCCACCUCCCCAAUAUGCCCCUCCCCCAAUUUUAUAUUGGCAUAACAUUUUAUGGGUACAUUUCCAGACCCUUAUUUAUAGGAACUUCUUUCUUCAGCAUAUUAUUUCCUAUGAGAAGGUUCAUCAAUUUUGUCCACCCUCACCAUAUGUUCGACGUACGGCCCCCGUAAAUACUCCAGCGCGCAGAAAAAAACAUCUAAUACCAAAAUAGGUACAAAUAAUUUCAAUUAUUGUUUUCAUUUGUACCCCAGGGUACGAUUCUAGGGUUAAUAACAAUGUAGACGCAUCUACUACCAUUUUAACUUAAGUCCUAUUUCAAAAAUCCUAUAACUACAAAUUCAAAAGGCGUAAUUUCAUCAGGUAAAUAAAACCCUACCAUACUUGGUAUCAAAUGUUAUCGAACUUCUUGAUGUGGACCCUCAAGAAGAGGAAGAAGAUGGUGCAGUGGUAGAUUUAGAUUCUCAACGCAAAGGCAAAUGUGCAGUAGUGAAGACAUCUACAAGGCAGACAUACUUUCUACCAGUUAUUGGAUUGGUAGAUGAAGAGAAAUUGAAGCCUGGUGAUCUUGUUGGUGUUAACAAAGACUCCUACCUUAUCUUAGAAACUUUGCCUGCAGAGUAUGAUGCUAGGGUCAAAGCUAUGGAGGUAGAUGAGAGACCAACAGAACAAUAUUCCGAUAUUGGUGGUCUAGAUAAACAGAUUCAGGAACUGAUUGAGGCUGUGGUACUCCCAAUGACACAUAAGGAUAAGUUUGUUAACCUUGGCAUUCACCCACCCAAAGGUGUAUUGCUGUAUGGCCCACCUGGCACCGGCAAAACCCUGUUGGCGAGAGCGUGCGCGGCGCAAACAAAAUCUACGUUCUUGAAGUUGGCUGGACCCCAAUUGGUGCAGAUGUUCAUCGGUGAUGGCGCUAAACUUGUUAGGGACGCUUUUGCGCUGGCCAAAGAAAAGGCCCCCGCUAUCAUAUUCAUCGACGAAUUGGACGCCAUUGGAACCAAAAGAUUCGAUUCAGAGAAAGCUGGCGACAGGGAAGUGCAACGUACGAUGUUGGAGUUGCUGAAUCAACUCGAUGGUUUUAGUUCCACUGCAGAUAUCAAAGUUAUCGCCGCCACAAACAGAGUUGACAUAUUGGAUCCAGCGCUAUUGAGAUCUGGCAGAUUGGACCGUAAGAUCGAGUUCCCGCACCCCAACGAAGAGGCACGUGCCCGCAUUAUGCAAAUCCAUUCUAGGAAAAUGACUGUCAAUCCAGAUGUCAACUUCGAAGAGUUAGCACGGUCAACAGACGAUUUUAAUGGGGCACAGUGUAAAGCUGUCUGCGUAGAGGCUGGUAUGAUUGCUCUGCGUCGAAACGCGACGGCAGUAACACACGAAGACUACAUGGACGCCAUUAUGGAAGUACAGGCCAAGAAGAAAGCGAACCUUAACUACUAUGCUUAAUUGUAUUAUUAUAUUAUUUGUCAGCUUAAAAUAUUUCUAAAUAAAUUCUUUUAUAAUUGUGUA
Acanthoscelides obtectus is the source of this 2325-nucleotide messenger RNA. NCBI's taxonomy places the organism in Eukaryota, Metazoa, Arthropoda, Insecta, Coleoptera, Chrysomelidae. The record is from the annotation of a GenBank genome assembly.